This is a messenger RNA of Strongylus vulgaris, 642 nucleotides long. NCBI's taxonomy places the organism in Eukaryota, Metazoa, Nematoda, Chromadorea, Rhabditida, Strongylidae. The record is from the annotation of a GenBank genome assembly.
AUGCCGUGGCAUGACAUUCAUUCUGUGACUUUUGGAGCAGCGGCUAGGGAUGUGGCCAGACAUUUUAUUCAACGCUGGAAUGCAACAAAAACAGAAAAGUGUAAGAAUGACAGCAACUAUCCUUAUUUGCUCCCGAAAAGUCAUGAAAAUCUCAAAGUGCCACGAGUAUUUAGAGCCUCCAACUUCAGUUAUAAUGUGAAUAUCCAGGUGUUGCGGUCCCUGUCAAAUUGGUCUGGUUUGAUAAAUCAAACGGAGGACUCCAUACAAAUGGCGUAUCUUUCUCUUAUUGCCAACUCCAAGCAUUAUAUCUACAUAGAAAAUCAAUUCUUUGUUUCUAUGGUCGACUCGAACGAUGUACUCAACGAAAUUUGUAAAGUAAUUUGCAAUCGUGUCAUACGGGCCUAUAAGGAGAAAGAGCCUUAUCGGGUGUACCUAAUGAUUCCGCUCAUGCCUGGAUUUGAGGGAGAUGUUGGAGCUCCGGGUGGUUCUGCUUUACAGGCUGUAUUGCACUGGACAUAUCAGUCGUUGAGUCGCGGUCCAAACUCGCUGUUUGAGCGACUGAAAGCAGUCAGUUUCCAUCAAAUAGUUCAAACAAGGUUGAUUGAACAAUACCCUAAAUUUGAAAAUACGCAUACUGGAUAA